Messenger RNA from Octopus sinensis (East Asian common octopus), 1209 nucleotides. Its product is annotated as dnaJ homolog subfamily C member 5. The record is from RefSeq and is a predicted model, not a curated record. The transcript has 7 exons. Lineage: Eukaryota; Metazoa; Mollusca; Cephalopoda; Octopoda; Octopodidae. Bases 141 to 818 code for a protein of 225 amino acids.
GGGCAACAUCUGUUUUGAUCGCCAAACUCAUUUCGUGUCGAUUUCAGUUCUUAAUCAGGAGUUCUUUCAUUACAAAACUCUCUUGGCGAUGUCUUGAUAUAACAAUAUCUUUUUAUAUUCAUCCUCUUAGAUAAAAAAAAAUGACGUCAAACACCAAAAAGCGUUCUUUCUCGAGCUCUGGAGAUUCUUUAUAUGAAUUAUUAGGUGUCAAAAAGAAUGCUUCAAAUGACGAAAUAAAAAAGGCUUUUAGAAAGUUAGCAUUAAAAUUUCACCCAGAUAAAAAUUUAGAUGAUCCUAAUGCAGCAGACAAAUUUAAAGAUAUUAACCAUGCACACUCUGUCCUUUGUGAUAGUUCAAAACGACGAAUAUAUGACCAGUAUGGGUCUCUUGGGCUGUAUGCAGCAGAGACCGUGGGAGAAGAAAAUGUUAGCUUCUAUUUUCUGUUAAAUAGUCGAUGGGCAAAGGCCUUGUUUUGUUUCUGUGGAUUGAUAACGGGUUGUUACUUCUGCUUGUGUUGUUGCUGUUGUUGCAACUUUUGUUGUGGAAAAUUUCGGCCACAAAUGGAUCAAGAAGAUAUGGAUUAUUCAUUCCUACAUAAGGAUCCUGAAAAAGGGGACUUUGAUCAGCCACGGGAAGAACUAAGUAGCGAUUCUUCAGAGGCUACCCCAGUCGUCUCACAGCCAACUGCUUCAGGCCACCCAGCAGAAGGAGAGGGAGUUCAGGAAGCUACCGGAAAUGUGACAGAAACAACAGUUUUAAGUCAAGACGCCAAACCAAACUACGGUGCUGAUGGUGCAAUUCCUUUACCGGAAUCUUAAAUUGUCUUUGCCUAACCUGCAUGUAGGUGCCCCUGGUCCUUGUAGAAACUGUGCCAAUUGGUGGCGUGAUGAAAGGAACACAUACCUAUGCUUUUGAUGAAUUGGAUCUCAUUUGGUUGAGGAAUUCUUUAAUAAUUCUUAUCUAGAUUAUUCUGCCUCUUUUUCAUUUUAUAUUGUUCGCCCACUUUUUUUUACCCAAAUUCUCUUUUGUCUUUUGUUUCUUUUUUUCUUUCUCUUUUGGCUCAUCUUCAUCGUUAUUCUCAGAUGGCAAACUGACAGAAUUGUUUUUCUGUGUUGGACAAAAUGCUUAGCAGCAUUUCGUCCGGCUCUCCACUUUCUAUUUUGAAAUUUCGCCAAGGUCAACUUUGACUUUCAUCCUUUUGAGGUCAAA